AUGGCUCAUUUGCUUCUUGUUGUUUUGCUGUUUUCUGCUCAACUGAUUUCUGGAUUCAGUAUCCAAAAACUACCUCCAUCAGACUAUGGAAACGUGAUAACUAUUUUGAGUAUUGAUGGUGGUGGUAUUAAGGGGAUUAUUCCAGCAACAGUUCUUAAUUACUUGGAUAAGGCUCUUAAGGCUAAGGAUCCGGAUGCAGAUUUAGCACAUUAUUUUGACGUGAUAGGAGGGACAAGCACUGGUGGACUCAUAACAGCUAUGUUAGCUGCCCCAAGCACUGAAGACCCCAAUCAUGCCGCCUUUACUCCUGCACAAAUUGUAGACUUCUACAUAAACGAAGGCCCUUCUAUAUUCAACACAUCUAACCCUGGAAAAGGUCCCCAAUUUGAUGGGAAGUUCUUACAUAACAUAACUCGUGAGAAGUUGAAGGACACAAGACUUAGUCAAACAUUGACCAACGUUGUAAUUCCAACUUUCGACCUCAAGAGACAAAAGCCAGUUAUAUUCUCAAGCUACAAGCUUGAGAGUGCUCCCUACUUAAAUGCCUUGUUGUCGGAUAUAUGCAUAUCGACUUCAGCUGCACCCACCAUUUUACCACCCUACUAUUUUGUGAAUAAUGGUGUCGAGUUCAAUAUGAUUGAUGGUGCUGCUGCAGCUGGGAAUCCGACACAAGCUACAGUGAGUGAAGUGUUACAACACAAUAAGUACCCCAAAAUCCUAGUGUUGUCUUUAGGGACUGGAACAACAGCAAUUGAGGAGAUCUAUGAUGCUCAAACGGCAGCACAUUGGAACCAGCUUAACUGGUUAGGCGUUAUAAGUGAUCUUCUUGCUCGUGGUUCAACAGCCAUGAUUGAAUUCUACCUUGCUUCACUCUUCUCAGGCUUCCAACCUGAAAAUACCUACCUUCGAAUUGAGGAAUAUAACUUGGAUCCUGCUUUCUCCAACCUGGUUGAUGUUACACCAGAAAAUUUGAAGGGUCUUAAUGACACCGGAAUAAAUCUGUUACAAGAAAAUGUUGUGAGAAUGAAUUUGGAUACUUUUGAUAUAGAAGACGCAGGCGAAGGAACAAAUGCUGAGGCUCUUGACAGGUUGGCUGAGAUUUUGUAUGAAGAAAGACAGGAUCGUCUGAAACGAAAAUCUACUAAAAGAGGAGGAAGAUCAUUUCUUGAAACUCCAAGUGAGUUCUAUGCAGCUCUUAAAGCUUGGAAGAACCAUGAAUAA
Sphenostylis stenocarpa is the source of this 1221-nucleotide messenger RNA. NCBI's taxonomy places the organism in Eukaryota, Viridiplantae, Streptophyta, Magnoliopsida, Fabales, Fabaceae. The record is from the annotation of a GenBank genome assembly.